This is a messenger RNA of Aureobasidium uvarum, 894 nucleotides long. NCBI's taxonomy places the organism in Eukaryota, Fungi, Ascomycota, Dothideomycetes, Dothideales, Saccotheciaceae. The record is from the annotation of a GenBank genome assembly.
AUGCGCGAAGAUGUCUCCUUCCAAACUUCAGACAAUGUCACGCUUCGUGGUUGGUUUUACAAGCCAUCCGAGGCUACCAAUCCCCUUCCUUGUCUCGUCAUGGCUCACGGCUUCUCGGCCUUGAAAGAGAUGGACCUGAACACGUUUGCUGAGUACUUUGUCGCCAGUAUUCCAAUCACUUGCUUGGUUUACGACAAUCGUGGAUUUGGCGACAGCGACACCAAAGACGGUCAGCCGCGUCAGGAAAUCAUUCCUGCACAGCAGACUAGUGACUACUCGGAUGCUAUCACAUACGCCCAGUCAAAGAGCGAAGUCAACAAAGACAAGAUUGGUGUUUGGGGCAGCUCGUAUAGUGGAGGACAUGUCCUUUGGGUUGGAGCUGUGGAUCGAAGGGUCAAGGCUGUUCUGAGCCAAGCCCCAUGUGUUGAUGGUUGGGCGAACUUCCAUCGCCUUAUUCGACCAGAUUUUGUGGCGGGCUUGAAUCAGCUUUUCCAAGACGACCGUCAUUCGCGCGCGGCUGGAAAGCCUGCUGCAGUCAUUCCAGUCGUGGAUUAUGAUGUCCACAAACCUUCAGCCCUACCCACACCUGACAGUUUUGACUUCUUCACGGCGUGGGCUGGCAAGAGUAAAUGGAAGAAUGAGGUGACAGCCUUCCGCGAGUACAUGCCAGCUGCGCACAUACAUCAUAUCUCUCCAACACCGCUACUCAUGACUGUAGCAGAAAACGAUGUCUUGACACCGACAGAUCUUGCAUUGGAAGCUUACAACCGUGCGCUCGAGCCGAAGAAACUACACAUCCUGCCUGGAGGACAUUUCGAAGCUUACGCUGGCUCUAACUUCGAGAGAAAUGUUCAAGUGCAGACCGAGUUUUUGAAGAAGCACUUGUGCUCUUAA